Molecule: messenger RNA, 531 nt
Organism: Clonostachys rhizophaga
Lineage: Eukaryota; Fungi; Ascomycota; Sordariomycetes; Hypocreales; Bionectriaceae
Source: the annotation of a GenBank genome assembly
AUGUCGUCAUUCCUCCGUUGGUACAAUGCGAAGUUGGCAGCUAAGCCACUUCUCACACAGAGUGUGACGACCGCAGUUCUGUUCGCCACUGGAGACAUAACUGCCCAGCAGGCCGUUGAGCAGCGAGGUCUGAAGAAGCAUGACCUUGCCCGCACCGGUCGCAUGGCCCUCUACGGUGGCGUCGUGUUUGGCCCUGUCGUGACCACAUGGAUCAAUUUCCUUGCCCGCAGAGUGAAUAUCGCUGGACGACCACGCCUCGAGACUCUCGCACGCGUUGGGUGUGACCAGGGUGCCUUUGCUCCUGUCAUGAUCGGUGUCUUCCUGAGCAGCAUGGCAACCAUGGAAGGCGCAAGCGCCAAGGAGCGGUUGGAGAAGACCUGGUGGACGGCGCUGAAGACGAACUGGUUGGUCUGGCCCUUCGUUCAGAUGAUCAACUUCACAUUCAUGCCCCUGCAGCAUCGUGUCUUGUUCGCCAAUGUCAUUUCCAUCGGCUGGAACAGUUACCUCAGCUGGGUGAACAGCGUGGAGUAG